Messenger RNA from Podarcis raffonei (Aeolian wall lizard), 3498 nucleotides. RefSeq names its product DNA damage induced apoptosis suppressor (gene DDIAS). The record is from RefSeq and is a predicted model, not a curated record. The transcript is spliced from 6 exons. Gene Ontology annotation, biological process: negative regulation of intrinsic apoptotic signaling pathway in response to DNA damage. The coding region runs from base 356 to 3223 and encodes 955 amino acids. NCBI's taxonomy places the organism in Eukaryota, Metazoa, Chordata, Lepidosauria, Squamata, Lacertidae. Gene Ontology annotation, cellular component: nucleus; cytoplasm.
GCGAAGGGAGGCCGGGCGGGGCUUGAGCGGCGAUUGGCUGCCUUCGGCCGAGGCGGGAAAAACAGACCUUGUUGGCAUUGCCGGCGGUGUCUUGGGUCUCGCGCGGGGCUCUCUCUCCCCCUCUCUGAUUGGUGCGCGGCUCUGGUGUCGUCACUUCCUCUGGAGCGUGAGGAGAAUGUGUGGUAGGGGGCGUUAGGGAAGUUGAAAGUCUGUGCACCCUUUUCCAGAUUGACUCCUCUGGCCAAGGAAAUCCUGAUGUGCACAUUCUGCUAUGGAUCCCCUGGCUCAUUGCAAAGGACUCUGCGACAUGUUUUAAGGCAGGCAUCUGCCUUAAACCAGCUAACCCUGGGAGCACAUGAAUGGCAGACAUCUCCUGGCUGCUUCUAUAAUUUCUGUCCAGAACUCCAAUUUUGUAUAUCCUUCAUGUCAAAACUGCUUUUCCAGGCUACUCCUAGAUUUAAAGAGGUACAGUUGCCUGAAGUGUGGCUGCUCAGGUGACUCUAGGGAAGCGAACUACAGGUAUCGACUCUCACUAGAGGUAGCUGACACUCGUGAUGUAUUUGAGGUGACAGUAUUUGGAAGCUGUUUGGAUACUUUCUUUGGAGUGACAGCAAAGGGACUGCAGAGGUACAUUGAAGAACUGAAACAAGAAGCAAGAGGACCAGACAGGGAUGAAGUUCUGGGUUUGGUAUUUCAAGCAGUUGAAACGUGCUUCCUUGGGAAGAAAUUUGUCUUUGGAGUUAAGGAUUCUGAUAAGCAGGAUGGCACCGGCUCCGUGCAAAAUGGCUGCCAGAUUGACAAGAACUCCAGAGCUCUCACUGCCUGUCAGAUGGUUGUACCAAACGCUGGUCUUGUGGGCUGCACUGUUAUACAAUACCUCAAGGAGCUGCAACGUUCUUACUCCAAACAUAGCCAUGGGGGCUUCUGGCCUCCUGACUGCUUUGCAGCAUUUGAUCAACCAAGCAGAGAACUCAGUGGCCUGCAUGGCUCUGGCACCUUGGGUGCAGUUCCAUCAAGUUGCAUAGAUGUUAUUUCAAGCCUCUGGCCUCAAUCCUUUGGACUGACUUCCUCCUGCGUUUCUUCAGGAACAGCCACUGAUCUUGUAACUCUAAGUACAAGCAAGGCUGCCCAGGAUGAGCCAAACUCGGAUGAUAGUCCAGUUUCUUUGCAUAGCCUGUCAGUCUUCAAGCCCCAGGACCGUAACCUGACUGUGAAUACGAAAAAAGAACAGAAAGAUAAGAAAUGUCAUUUGCACGAUGUCACUGAAAAGAGUGAAGCAGAAGGCUAUUCCUCAUUAAGAAGAAAAGACUGCAGAUCAUUGCUUAGCCCCUUAGAAUUAGAGGAGAGAGACUCUCCGCUGAGAAAAAUUAGCAUCCAGUGCAGCGAUGGACUGGAAAAAUCAUGGACCUCAUUCCCACCCCAGACAUACGAUAGAUCUCUUUCCUCCCUUGGUCCAUCUUCCAGUCGCAUUAGAGCAGGUGAAAACACUCAAGAAGCUCCAUGGCUUUGGGAUGAGCUGCCAUCAUCUGAAAGUUUCAAUGAAUUCAUUGCCAAAAUUGAAAAUGACAAAGCCAUGGUGUUGCCAACAAAAGCUGAGCAUUUCCCCAGUCAGAACGCUGAUGAAUUCCAUGGACCUUUUAAGCAGUCGUCUCCCAAUCCAGGCAUUUGCAGUGCCAAUUUCAUUACUGAAGAGUCAGGUGAGAAACUGAAGAAGCUAGCUGGGAAGAUGGAAAUGUGCAAAGAAGAUAAUUUCCCUUGCCACCAGCUGAAUCUUCCAUGCUUCGUUAGCAACAGAUAUCACCAAGAAGCCUCUUAUACCUCUUUACCCACUGAAGAAAAGGAAAAUUUGGGGUGUUGGUCCAACCAGCACCCAGAUCUUUCACCUUGGUCCACCCCAACUGGAAUUAAACGUUCUCAUUCAAAGGGAAGCUGUCUGUCAUCCAAGGAAGGAGUUGGCCAAGAUGUCAGUAGUUGUAAGAGUCUCAAUUCCUGCUCAUCUACCAACAACUGUCUCAAAAGCCCUUGUUUACAAACCAGGAAGACUACCCACUUAAACUGUAAUGGGGAUGGUAAUUUAGACAAAUGGGAAAAUACAGGAAGUGUUAGCGAUCCACUAAACCAAAUGGCUGAUCUCACAAACACCCAGGAACAGGGUUUCACCCUGGAAACUUGUGAAAAAACAGACAAAGUUUGUGAAAAAGAGAGAGAGUUGCUCUCAGAAGUGCAAAAUUAUAAUUUUAGAGAGGCUGAGGUCAGCGGUUCCGGUUCCCCUGAGGGCAGUUACAAUGCUUCAGCUGAUCUCUUUGAUGCUACUACCAGACAGGCAGAAGCCACUGUACGAUUGUUCAACUUAGCACCAGCUUUCUCUCCACAGGAGGGCACAUUGAACAAGAAGUGUAUAAGAUCUGAAGCUAUGCUGAGUGAGCAAGAUGCUAGCUGGAAUACUUCUUGGCAUGGACUGUCCUUACAUAAAGUGUUCACUACACCUCAUCAGAAAACAAGCACCCCAGUUUCUGGUUCCAUAUCUGAGUUUGAGCACAGCCCUGCAGGUACUCCAGGCUUUGUUCCUGAUUCCCAGUCGACUCCCCUUUCCAGACCUUUUCGACAAGUAAGCCUCCCUAGAGGGAGAGAAUCCAUUCUUACCAAAUUGCCACGGAAUAAAUUGUCUUGGAUCAAUGCCAGAUGCAAAAGACCCAGGCCUUCCUUGAAAAAUUAUUUAGCGAAACAGCUUGUCAGCAAGUUCCCGCAAUCUAGAAAGUCGAGCGAUGCAAAUUCUGUUAGCAUCAAUUCAUCUGGUCCUCAGCAGCUAUCUAUCAAAGUAAGUCCAGCCCAGAGGCUGUCUGAAAACGAUGAUGAGGAAUGGAUUCCUCCGUCGGAGAAAAAAUGGAUACAUCCACUUGCUUUCCAGAACGGAAAAACUUUGAGGAGCGAUGCCAGUUGCCAAGUUGCAGAGAAGUCUCCUCUUUCUGAAAACAAAGUAAGGUUUGUGAUUCCAAAGUCUAAUGUUAGCUUAAGGAAGGUAGAAUUCAUUCAUAAAAGGCAACAGCCGACAGAGACUAGAUUUGAGGAUGGACCUGUUCCUGAAGAUGGUGUUUAUCUCAGACAGCUCAUGAAUGAAUCCCUCAGCUCCUCUGCUUCUUCAGACGUCAACGGGCCAGGCCCUUCUUCCACACCUGGCAGCAUGCAUAACACUGCAGAUUGGUCUUCUGAACUGUUCGUGUAAUAAAACAGCCAGCUUGGAGGCCACUUUGUCAAAUUCAUCUACUUGUAUGUAAGUUUCCUUUCAAAACAUCCUUUUUGGUCAGCGUUGUGCCUUUUGACAUGUUCUCAGUUACGAGUAGUUUUCUGAAGUGAUUGUGAAAUGGGAAAGGGCUAUUUUGAAGGGAAAAAACACUAUUGUUUGCUAUUCCUCUUGGCACUUUUAAACAAUGAAUUAUGUCUGUUGGACUGAGCAUUAAGUCACUAUUUGCUGGAAGACAAAAUAAAAUGUUGCCUCUA